Messenger RNA from Dibothriocephalus latus, 657 nucleotides. The record is from the annotation of a GenBank genome assembly. Lineage: Eukaryota; Metazoa; Platyhelminthes; Cestoda; Diphyllobothriidea; Diphyllobothriidae.
AUGCUUAAAGCUUCAUCGACUGACAUACAGUUGGGUAUAAGGCUCAUAAUCAUUCGCUUCAAAAAGGAACGCUUGGCAACACCUCCGAUCGCCCAUUGGUUGCUAGAUAUUCUUCAGAUGUGUGUGCUUCAUUGUACACAGGAGUUUUUAGUGGCCAUAAACGAUAUGGAAGUUUUGGAAACAUUUCGCGAAGUGCUAACUAACCGCUACGAUGAUGUCGUCUGCCUGAAGUUGUCUACGCUGUUAAAGUCAUGGCAUGAACAAUUCAACUUCGCUUACCCUGAUUCGGACUUCAAGAGAACUUGCGAGGUUGAAUCAACUCGUGGGAAGCCCACUAAUCUUCAUUGGUUUCCGAACCGCAAUAUAGCGAAAGAAGAAGACCCAGAGAAGCAGGCGAAUAUGACCCUUCAGUUAGUGGAAGCUGAUCUGCGGUUUUGGGAGGACAUCGUGCAACACACCGGCCUUUCACAGGAAUCACUGCAAGGCCUUCGUAAGGUGCAAUUUGAUGUUCAUCAAACAAUUAGAAAUUUAGAGAGGAAGCCGGGAACUGUGUCGUCUCGCACGGGUGACCACGGCUCCGCCCUUCGAAGCGACGCAUUUCAAUUCGAAGGAGGAAACCGCGGCCCUGACCGCCAAUCCGCACAACUAGCCGCAUGA